CGUCCCUCGUCCUCACCUAAAGGACAGACUUUGACUCCCGGAUUGCUACCUCCAGCAUCCGAAGACUUUCCUUAGUCUCACUUAGACUCUUUAACUCAUCUUACAGCUGCUUUCUCGCCUGCUGGCAGGUCAUUUUUGACGACCGACCCACACGAGACAGACUUUAUUCGACACCCGAAUCCAUCACUCCAAAUCAUCCCAACUCAUCUCAUAUUCCAAAAUUCAAUGAGCAAAUCCGCAACUGCAACAGUACCAAAGAUCCCAGCCCAGCUACCAACCCAGUCAGCUUGGUCAAGAGGCCCACCACAGACCGCGUCUUCGUCACGAUCUCAAUCUCCAGCUCCUCAGAAUACAACCGUCCAUGCAACACAUUCAAGACGCCCUAGUACUCUUGGCCAGGGUAUACACAUAAAAGAUGGAGUGAGCAUUCCUCGGAAUAACGUAGGAGCUGCGAAGCAAGGACCCGCAGUGUCCUUCGGAUCUAUAGAUGAUGUUUCGGCGCCAAUGUCGUCGUCACCCGCUGCCACACCCCCGAUAAAAUCAGAGGGUGUCAAAACGUUUGGAACUGUUCCUGCGACGGUCAGCCAGGUAAACGGCAAGUCGUCUGUAUCCAUUGCGAAGCCAGGAUCUUCGUCAAAUACCUCUACUACACCCCACAAGCCACGUAAACAGGACAUUGCUAAAUUGUUCCAGAAUCCUUCGUCGGCGCCCCCGUCACAAGCUUCCUCCGAUACCUCAUCUCCUAAUAUCAGACCUUCAAACCUCCCGCCUUCAUCACAGCCUCCUUCGAUACCAUCAUCAUCGUCAUCUCAUCCGCCGUAUUCUCCUUUUGUUCCUCAAAAUGGCAUGCGACCUCAGCAGCCAAAUGCUGGCCCUAAUGCUAGUGCUAGUGGCUCUGGUCCAAGGUCGCCUCCGUAUCAACGGCAGGUCCCUAAUGGCAAUGCCCCCCGUAUACCGAGUGGGCCAACCGGGCCAGGGGCCCCCCAGAUGUCUGGGGGCCUCGGUAGCCCUCGUAUGACACCCCAUCCUCCUCCUGCAAAUAUGCCUCCUCCAAUGCAGACCCAAAUGGCUUGGCAGCCCAAUUACUAUUAUAUGGGUGACCAGCCAUAUAUGUACCCAUGGUAUGCAAUGCCUCAGCAGCAUCAGAUGCCGCCUCAACAACCCCAGCAUCAUCCGCCUCCUCCCGGUGGGCAUGGCCCUCCCCAUAAUGGGAUACCCGUUUCUCCUCGUAACCACCCUCCUCCUCUUCAAGGACCUGGAACUCCGACCCCCGCCCAUGCAGUACCGGCUACCCAUCCUCCUCACCUCCCUCCCACUAUGUCACAUUCUUCCUCUGGAAGUAUCGGCGGUUUGUCAUCGCCGCCUCCCACACCCUCCUCUGCCUCGAUGCCCGGUACUGGUCGGUUAAACACCAGCGCUAGCGCGUUUGUACCCGGUCAACGAUCAAGUGCUCGAAUUUCACUGAAAAAUGCAGAGGGGAUGGAGAUUAACUUGGAAAAUCUUAAGAACCAGAAACUCAGUCCCGCUCUGUCUGGCACUGCACUUCCACCGGUCGUAUCGGCACAUAGCAGCCCUGGUCGACGGCCUGCCGUACGCAUGGAGUCUGAAGAGGAGCGGUCGAAACGCCUAGCAGGUGAACGGGAGAAGGAGCAGGCCAAAGUCAAGGCAGAGGCAGAUUCCAAAGCCAAGAAGGAGAAGGAGGAGAGGGAGCGUAGGGCGAAGGAAGAGAAGGAGAAGAAGGAGAAGGAAGCGAAAGAGCGCAGGGAGAAAGAAGAGAAGGAGAGGUUGGAGAAGGAAGCGAAAGAGAAGAAGGAGCGAGAGGAGAAGGAGGCUAAAGAGAAACAGGAACGAGAAGCGGCUGAGAAGAAGCGGCUAGAGGAGGAGGCCGCUGAAAAGGAGCGGUUGAAGAAGGAGGAAGAGGAGAAAGAAAAGGAGCGUCUCCGACUAGAGGAGGAGCGGAGGAAAGCUGAGGAGGAGGCUGAACGGAAACGGUUACAACAGGAACAGGAGGAGAAAGAGAAAGAACGGUUACGCCUGGAAGAGGAAGAGAAGGAGCGCGCCCGUAUCGCAGAGGAAGAAGCCGCUAAAGCUAGGGCUGAAGCUGAGGCUGCUGCUGAGGUUGCUGCCGCCGCCGCCGCCAUUGCCGCCACUAAGCCUGAGGAAGGCGAGGUCAUCGAGGAAACCUCAACCGCCGCCGCCGAUGCCACUGCAACAAGCAAAGACAAGGCGAAGGAGAAGGAUCUCCGAAUCAAUACUACGUCACCCCCAUCAGAGCUUCCCCGACGCCGUCCUGGUCCUCUCGAUCUCUCGACCACCAAGGCGAACAUUCCCGCACCCCUUCCUUCCGCCCUUGCUACUGCUCGUAUCAUCGAUGACUUGGGUCGCGUUCCUUAUCCCGAAGGCAUCAAGAGUCCUCGAGUUGAGCUCAACAUAAAUGCCAAAGAUGGUAAAUUCAGAUACGACCGGGACUUCCUUCUGCAAUUCAUGUUAAUAUGCAAGGAGAAGCCCGAAUCACUUCCUGCCCUCGAUGCUAUCGGUCUUGAACCUUCCGACCAGAGUUCGUACCCUAUGAGUCGUGGUGGAUCUGGGCGACAUCGUCAGAGCUCUGGUCCUGUACCACCUCAGCGCCAGAACUCCACUGGUCUGGGAUUCAACCCAGGAUCUUCCUUUGGCAAAGGAGGUUCCAGCGCCCCCUUCAGCAUGGGUAUGGGCAACUUUGGGACUAUCGGCGGGUCCAAGCUCAACAGCGAUGACCGAUUCAACAUGUCCAACAACAUGCGUGCUACGUCUGUCAGUGGCGCAGCUCCUAUGCCAUUUGGCCGACCUACCCAAAUGCAAAGAACGGCAAGUCAAGGUGGCCCGGGUGGUGCACCCAUGGGCAGCAACCGAACCCGGAGCAAACGCGGCGAGAAACGCAACGAUAGCAACAGAGUACCGACCGGCCCUGGAUCUCAACACGGGUAUAGCAUGGGUGGUCACGGAUCUGCGGCAGCUCUCGCUCAAUCGAUGCUUGAACCUGUUGCUCCAUUACAGCAGAGCGCCAAUCGUUGGGACAGGCGCGUGCUUAGUUCAAACGAUCCGGACUCUCCCGAUGUCGUUGACCGCAAGGUCAAGGGUCUUCUGAACAAGCUCACAAUGGAGAAAUUCGACUCCAUUUCUGAUCAGAUCAUCGCAUGGGCGAACAAGUCCGAGAAGGAAAAAGAUGGCCGCACUCUCAUUCAAGUCAUUCGGCUCGUCUUUGAGAAAGCCACCGAUGAAGCUACAUGGUCCGAGAUGUAUGCUCGUCUCUGUCGGAAAAUGAUGGAGCAAAUCAGUGCAAAGGUCCAGGAUGAUGGUAUCAAGAAUUCUGAAGGGAAACCCAUUGCUGGCGGUCAGUUGUUCCGGAAAUAUCUUCUCAACAGGUGUCAGGAAGAUUUCGAGCGAGGGUGGGUGGCGAAAGAAGCUACUGCUGCAGCCGCAGCUUCCAAGGCUAUCGAGGAUCAAGCUGCCAAGGCUGCCGCCGAGAAGAAGGGCGACGGCGAGGAGGAGAUCGCACUCUAUUCUGAAGAGUAUUACGCCGCGCAGAAAGCGAAACGACAAGGUCUCGGUUUGAUCAAAUUCAUCGGUGAAUUGUUCAAGCUGCAGAUGUUGACGGAGCGUAUCAUGCACGAGUGUGUCAAGAAGCUGCUUGGAAAUGUUGAGAAUCCCGAAGAAGAGGAGAUUGAAUCCCUCUGCAAGCUUUUGACUACUGUUGGGCAAUUGUUGGAUACAUCGAAGGCCCGGGCUCAUAUGGAUGUUUACUUUUCGCGCAUGAAGGAGCUUACGAAGAGCCCUAAUGUUAGCUCUCGUAUGCAGUUUAUGUUACAAGAUGUUCUCGAGCUGCCCGUAAUGCUGUUGCCUGCGCCUACUACAAUCGCUCAGAUACACGAAGCAGCCGCGAAGGAGAAAGCCGCUCAAGCACAGGAAUCAUAUCAACGUCAAAUGUCAAUGUCUCGCGGUGGAUCCCGACGGGGUGGAGAACGAGGCGAAAUUCCCCAAGUUGGUCCCGAUGGUUGGGCAGUUGCUGGCGGUAACUCUGCUCCACGGCCGCAGCCCAAGGCUGGCGAUCUGUCCAAGUUUGGUCAGAUCAGCAGCAAGGGCGCUCCUCUCACCUUUGGUCCUCAGAGCAGCAUCUACGCUGGAAAGAAAGACAAGCGAGAGUCUGUCCAGCGAACUAAUUCUUCUUCGAACAUGUUCUCCAUGCUUAAUAACGAUUCCACCCCAGAAGCCACGCCCAAAGAAAUGGUUCAACGGAAACGACUUAUUCUUGCGCCUCGGUCGAAACCAGUCGAAGGCCAGGAGAAUGCACCGACGACUGCAGAGUCCGAAGGUAGCUCAGACGAAGAAGUUACCACCGAACCUGAGCCUGUCGAGAUGAGCGACAAAGACGCCAAGAAGAAGAUCGAAGAAGACAUCAAAGAGUUUAGCGCUGUUCGGAAUCUCGAUGAAGCAGAAGUUUACUUCACACAACUUCCUGCUAAACACCAUCCUCUCUUGGUUGAAAAGCUGAUUUCAUUUGCUGUCGAGUCGAAAGAAGCAGACGCACAGUUGGUGUCCCAGUUCUUCUCCCGUGCCUCGACCAAGAACCUGUGUACAAUUGCUGAUUUCGAGAGCGGGUUUGCUGCAGUGGUCGAGUUCCUGGAUGACAUUGCGAUUGAUGCACCGAUGGCGUUCAAGCUGAUGGCAACCAUGAUGAAAGGCCCGGCCUUUGAUGAUGAGCAACGGACACGCUUAGCUUCAAAGACGGACAAUGCCAAACUUCUUGGGCUUCUAUCUUAGACUCGCUGAUUUCGCCUUGCAUCUCGUACUGUAUCCGUUAUCCUCAUGUUUUGCACUUUAUUUCCCCUUGCAUUGUCUCAUACUUUGGCAUAUUGUUUAUUUUACGAUGCAUUCAAGGCAUCGUUCGGUACCUACUUAUUUUAGUUUCACUUGCACAUCAUGUACGUAGCAACGGUAGCAUACUACCGAGCAGAAGAGUUUCAUUUUUUCUGCGUAAUUACCGGCGAGUUCCAGUGCACUGCAUCGCGUCAUGAUCAUCAAAUGUGCGAUUUGCCGUAAGCGGAAUGCCGUUUAAAU
Desarmillaria tabescens is the source of this 5094-nucleotide messenger RNA. RefSeq lists its product as uncharacterized. The transcript is spliced from 9 exons. Gene Ontology annotation, cellular component: eukaryotic translation initiation factor 4F complex. Bases 226 to 4797 code for a protein of 1523 amino acids. The record is from RefSeq and is a predicted model, not a curated record. NCBI's taxonomy places the organism in Eukaryota, Fungi, Basidiomycota, Agaricomycetes, Agaricales, Physalacriaceae. Gene Ontology annotation, molecular function: translation initiation factor activity; protein binding; mRNA binding.